CUCUUUUCUACCAAAAAAAAAAAAAACUAACCACACCCCUCAUGUCAGACCUGAGAUUUCUAGCCCUCACAAUUCACAAAUCCCAAAUCCUGGGCCACGACGGAGGGGAAGGAAUGGCGAGCAGCGGGAGAUGGAGAGUUGGUUGCGCCGGCCGCCGGAGCAGUGGUGACACCCGCAAGGCGAGAUGGAUUCUGGUUUAGUGGAAUCUCGGCUUCAAUUUCCCCCUCAAACCUCUAAUCGUCGUCCCGCCUACAAGUAUCCCCAACGUCCAGUACACCAUUUUAUGCACAAGAAGGAUCGGUUACCGACUGAGAAUCCGCAGCGGCGACCAUGUUUUCUAGGGACUUUCCUACGUCUCGGAUUCUCCAAUCUUCCUUCUUGACAUGUCCAAUCCGCUUUAGAUCGAGGUUGAUAUCGAGGCGACAUCGGCCUGGGUUCACUCUGGUGCUAUUCUAGGUGAACUCUACUAUGCAAUUUGGGAAAAGAGUAAAGUUCACGGCUUUCUCGCCAGAGUAUGCCCCACGGUGGCCAUCGGUGGUCACUUCAGCGGCAAUGGGUACGAAGUUAGGGUUGUCAGUGGACGCUCAAAUCGUCGAUGCCAACGGAAGCCUUCUCGAUUGGAAAUCCAUGGGGGAAGGCCUCUUCUGGGAAAAUCGCGGCGGCGACGAAUCAGGUUUCGGCAUCGUUGUUUCUUAUAAGAUCUGCUUAUUGAGGUUCCAGAAACCGACCCUCCAUCUACCGCUGCUCCGGCGCAACCAACCCUCCAUCUGCUCGCCAUCCUUCCCCUUCGCCGCGGCCACGAUUUGAGUUUUGUGAGGGCUAGAAAUCUCGGGUCUUAGAAUGAGGGAUGAGCUUAGUUCGUGAGGCGGGGAGAAUUAGAACGAAUAAUAAUUUUUUUAAUGGAAAUAAUGAAGUGGAAUUUUUUUUUUAAUUUUUUAAUUGCCACAUCAUAUAUUUAACGGUCAACUAUAAGAGUUGACUGCCACAUCACGCAAAGUUAACGGAGUUGGACGGAGAGUGACCAAACUCGAACUGUUUUACUAAAUCUAGUGACUACGAAUGGAAUUAAAUAUUUUCAGUGACUAAACAUGAACGUUUUUAGUAAUUUUAGUGACCAACCUUGCAAUUUACCCUAAUUUUUCGGGUAAAAUACAUUGGUCAUUAAUUUUAAAAAUUGGUGUAUACAUAUAUCAUACAAAUUUGUAUAAGAUGUCGGGUAGUCUAUUAAAGUCGUCAAAAUGUACCGCCAAUUAAUUUUCAUCGCACCAAAAAAAUUAAUUACUUUUUGGUACUAAUAACAAACUGAUAUGUAGAUAAUUGUAGCUAUCUUCUCCGACCAAAAUUAAAGCUAAGAAUUUUCCAUUCAUUAACAGCGGAGGUUAAGAAGGACCAUGCAUUAGCAGGUGAGAAAGAAAAGAAGUGUCUUCAAUUGAAGCCAAAACUUGAAGUAUCAUUGUACUUACUUGAGUUACACGCUUUGACAACGUUGAUUUUAGUUUAUGUGGGUCAUAUAAAACAAUUUCAUAAAUUCCUAACGCGUGGUUGAACUGUGGACGGUCAUUUUAGUUUAGGAUGUAAGGAGUUAAAAUUAUACGUUGAAAUUUCUCAAUGAUUCAAAUUAUUGGGAUCAAUUGAUUUAUGACAUGAUAUGAGAGCUAGUCAAUGGUUAAGCUCACAUGUUCAAAUCCUCACAAUCACAAUACUAAUCGUCGUCUUAAAGCAUAUGGUAUAUAGUAAUUGUAAAAUCAAAUAUGAUCCCUAUGACCCAAUCUGUCCCGACUUGUUUGGGACGGGUAUUACCGGACUCGCAGUAACGUGGGGCAGGCAUGGGUAUUGCUUCCGGUUUGUCUUGUUCCCUCCCGCAUCGUUAUAUCAUAUGAUUACAUUAAUAUCUACAUGUAUUUCUCGGGUAAUUAUCAUAAAUGAUCACAAACCUAUUUACUUUGUACAAAACGGUCACAAUCCUUUAAUUUUGCACGUUUCGAUAACACAAGUAUUAGCAAUAACAAAAUGGUCAUUCUGUC
Linum trigynum is the source of this 2024-nucleotide messenger RNA. NCBI's taxonomy places the organism in Eukaryota, Viridiplantae, Streptophyta, Magnoliopsida, Malpighiales, Linaceae. The record is from the annotation of a GenBank genome assembly.